Molecule: messenger RNA, 2449 nt
Organism: Gadus chalcogrammus (walleye pollock)
Lineage: Eukaryota; Metazoa; Chordata; Actinopteri; Gadiformes; Gadidae
Gene: dpf2l
Product: D4, zinc and double PHD fingers family 2, like
Exons: 11
Coding region: 59-1285 (408 amino acids)
Biological process (GO): nervous system development
Cellular component (GO): nBAF complex
Source: RefSeq, a predicted model, not a curated record
AUCAGAGCAGUAGUAUGCGCGUGCGCAGUAGCGCGCCACACAACCGCAACAAGCAAAGAUGGCGGCGGCCGUCGACAGUGUUGUGAAAGUGCUGGGGGAGCAGUAUUAUAAAGAUGCGAUGGAGCAGUGCCACAGCUACAACGCCCGGCUCUGUGCGGAGCGCAGCAUCCUCAUGCCGUUCCUGGACUCCCAGACCGGUGUGGCCCAGUCCAACUGCUACAUCUGGAUGGAGAAGAGGCACCGGAGUGCAGGCCUCGCCCCGGGCCAGCUGUACACGUACCCUGCCCGCCGCUGGAGGAAGAAGCGCCGCGCCCACCCCCCUGAGGACCCCCGCUUGGCCUUCCCACCCCUCAAAGCAGCUGACAUCGAGCUGGGCCUGAAGCGCGACACCCUGGGGGCCGCCGACGGCAGCAGCCUGGAGGCCCUGCUGAAGGGUGAGCCCCUGGACCGGAGGGGGGGCGCCGCCGCCGCCGAGGUCCGCGGGCCGGAGGAGGACCCCGUCCCGGAGCCCGUCGCCGCCUCCGCCUCCACCCACACCUCCUCUGGACGCAUACGCAAGCGGGUGCUGGACCACGACGACUACCUGGACGACCUGGACGAUGAAGACUUUGAGGACGAGACCCCAAAGAGACGAGGCAAGAGCAAGUCCAAGAGCCGCAGCGAGAGGAACAGCAAGAAGAAGUCUGAGGCGGCCGCCGCUGCCCUGGAGGAGCGAGACAAGCCCUACGCCUGUGACAUCUGUGGGAAGCGCUACAAGAACCGCCCGGGCCUGAGCUACCACUACACACACUCUCACCUGGCGGAGGAGGAGGGCGAGGACCGGGAGGAGGUCGAGGCUCCACCGCCUCCACGCCAGCCUGACGAGCCCAAGACCCCUAAGAAGGGUCCCAAUGGACUGGCCCUGCCCAACGACUACUGUGACUUCUGCCUGGGAGACUCCACCCUCAACCAGAAGACCGGCCAAUCAGAGGAGCUGGUGUCCUGCUCCGACUGCGGCCGCUCAGGCCACCCCACCUGCCUGCAGUUCACGGCGGUGAUGAUGGCGGCCGUCAAGACGUACCGCUGGCAGUGCAUCGAGUGCAAGUGCUGCAACGUGUGCGGCACCUCGGAGAACGACGACCAGCUGCUGUUCUGCGAUGACUGUGACCGAGGCUACCACAUGUACUGCCUCAGCCCCCCCAUGACGGAGCCCCCGGAAGGGAGCUGGAGUUGUCACCUGUGUCUGGCGCUGCUGAAGGACAAGGCGUCCAUAUACCAGCAGAACCAGAGCUCCGCCUCUGAUUGAUCGGCCAGGCCCCCUUUUCAGUGAGCUAUGGGGAACCCCCAUCUCCCCGUCCCCUCGCUUUCAGAGCACCCCGGAGUGCGGUCUUAAACACACACACACACACACACACACACACACACACACACACACACACACACACACACACACACACACACACACACACACACACACACACACACACACACACACACACACACACACACCCCUUUUAAGAUCAAAUAGGGAAAACUUCAGCCCCUUUGCAAUACCAUACUCCCAAAAUGAACACGUACACACACACACUAUCUCCACACUGUGGCUCGAUAAAGGGGGAGAUUGAGCACAGUAACCAUGGUAACCAACAUUUCCAUGGAAGCUCUUUGGAGUGAAAAGAUUAGCAUGGCAGCUAAUUACAUAAGUCCUACAUACAUACAGGAAUACAUACUCUCUCUCACACACUCACACACAUACACACACCAUACUUAUACUGUUGGGACUGGUAAAUCCUUUCUUAAAAAAAAAUAAAAAGCCAAAAUGAUAUAGUUGCUAUUGUUGUAUUUCCUCCCUUGUAUGAGUCUGGGAGGGCACCUUUUAACGGAUUAUCAAAACCUUUUUGUGAAGAGAUAUUAACCAUCAAUAGUUGACUGUCGUGGCUGUCUGUCGGAUCGAGGGUUUCCGCUACGCAGAGAUCCACGAGCGCCUGCCCAUCGACCCAUCAGGGUCGGCAGGCUGUCCUCCUAGGAGAGGUCGACCCCGCUGGGCCAGAGGCGGGGCCAGAGGCGGGGCUAGAGGCGGGGAUAGAGCCUGGCUGCCCGGGUACGGCCGCAGACUUGUGGUGGAGCUAAACCAAGCGGACUUGUGGGCAGACGUCUUGGAGUCGUGUUCACGGUAGUGAGAUAUUCUCGUCUACGCCACAACUGACGGGAACACUCUCUGAGCCUUUUGUUGCCUAGCGAUGUGCCCACGUCCCCCCCCUCUAUGUGAUUCAUUGCAGCAAAAAAAAGUAUAAAAAGACAACAGUUUAUUUUCUUUAUUAAAGGCAGAAAUUUGUCAAAUGUUGAUGUACUUUUUGUUACUAGCGAUCUGUUGCAGUGAACUCUUAAGUUAACCCUCCCCCAACACACACACACACACACACACACACACACACACACACACACACACACACACACACACACACACACA